Anneissia japonica is the source of this 798-nucleotide messenger RNA. Its product is annotated as putative nuclease HARBI1. Lineage: Eukaryota; Metazoa; Echinodermata; Crinoidea; Comatulida; Comatulidae. The coding region runs from base 1 to 798 and encodes 265 amino acids. The transcript has a single exon. The record is from RefSeq and is a predicted model, not a curated record.
AUGCCACAAUCGGGAGAAGACUGGAGACGGAUAGCCCAGCAAUUCCACAGCAAAUGGAAUUUCCCAAACACGCUAGGUGCUAUAAACGGGAAACAUGUAGCAUUGAUGGCUCCCAACAACAGUGGGUCGUUGUACUAUAAUUAUAAGAACUUUUUUAGUAUUGUGUUUAUGGGACUCGUCGAUGCCGAUUAUAAGUUUAUUUAUGUCGACGUGGACUGCAAUGGGAGGAUUUCUGAUGGCGGUGUUUUUGCUGGUUGCACAUUGUUAGAGGCGUUAAAUAGGAGGCUGUUAAGCAUUCCUGAAAGUGAUCUUCUUCCGGGAACUGAUGACAACUCAUCAUUCCAUAUUCUUGGAGAUGAAGCAUUUCCAUUGAGAACAGAUCUUCUAAAGCCAUUUCCAUUUCGUAAUUUGAAGUACGCCCAAAGAGUUUUUAAUUACAGGCUUUCUAGGGCGAGGAGAGUGGAGAACGCCUUUGGCAUUUUGGCAAUGAAGUUUAGAGUUUUAUUAACUCGUAUUAAUCUUUCUCCAGAAAAGGCAUCGCAGUUAGUCAUGGCUGCAUGUACAUUACACAAUUAUUUGCGUAAUGAUCCCUACUACGUAGCACCAGGAUUACUUGACUACGAAGAUAACAUCCAUAGACCGGUUAAGGGUGCAUGGAGGCAGCAAGAAAAUCCCCUUAAAUCAGUUGGUUUGCCUUUUUUCUACACUCUAGGAGUAUGUAUUAUACUUUCUUGUAAGAUUAAACGUGUGGUUAAAAAUAAUAAAAUUAUUUUAGAAGUUUAUCUACUCUUUGUUUAA